AUGAUCAGGCUGUUACACAAGCUCUGGAAUACAGGCUAUCUAACACAAAUACCCAGAGACAGCUGUCCAGUGGGGUGUCCAUGCACGACUCUUGCAUUUCGAGAUCUUGGUCGAAGGGCUGAUACAAGAACAACAGGAUUUUUCUUAAUGGUCUGGAGCGUUCAAGCUCCUCCUCACCACGCAAAGUCCAUACACAGCUUCUUUUCCUCAACAAUCAUGAAGGUCUGGUCACUCGUCGUUACAAUCCUCUACUCUUCCCUUCGAGCUGAUGCAGCUGUCCUGGACGAUCGAUACGGCUCUGCGGUAGCCACUGAACAGCUCCAAAGCUCAAGGGAUACGACUUUGGGAGAGCACAGCCUGGAAGACUGUACUUUUCAAGCCUUCUCCGGCGACUGGUGCGACGGCGAUGCGGGUCCACUCGAGGCCGUAUCCGGCGACUCUUCCUGUUUCGUGGCUACUGAUCGCCACUCCUACAGAAUCGGGACGGGCUGUCCAAGGUUGUGGUACAACUACUACGAAGGAGAGGACUGCGUCCCGGCUGCCUAUGCUGGCUAUAACCAUGGAGCUGGUGACCUACCUGGAGGCUGCAUCAAUGUCAACACAAGAAGAUCUUGGCGCUCUACGAAGGUGGCGAAUUAG
Fulvia fulva is the source of this 639-nucleotide messenger RNA. RefSeq lists its product as uncharacterized. The record is from RefSeq and is a predicted model, not a curated record. Lineage: Eukaryota; Fungi; Ascomycota; Dothideomycetes; Mycosphaerellales; Mycosphaerellaceae. The transcript has 3 exons. Bases 1 to 639 code for a protein of 212 amino acids.